AUGACAUACCCUUCUUCUUCUACUUUACCUCCUCCAGCUGUGUUUUUACAUCAAGAAACAUUACACGCUAUACUACUUCCACCUUUAGCAUCAUGGCUCACAAGUCUUCGUAAACCCGAACAUCUAGUUAGGUUGAGUGAUCUAUUGGAAAGGUACAAAACACCAAAGAGUUAUCAUAGAGUAGACGUUAGAUUAGUGGAAAGUUCGGAAUUACCACCUGGAUCUCCUGAUAGUCAGCGUGAAGACGAUCCUCCGCCAACAGAAGAAAGCCAGGCUGAUAGGAAUAGGGCGAGAAAAGGAAGUAGGGAAAUCAUCGAAUUGAAUCAAGGUAUACAGCUGGAAGACUAUUGGAAAGAUAGACUAGGCUUUCGAGAAGGAUCACGCUCCUCAACUCGUCCGGUUGUUAGAGAUGGAUUACAUAGCGACAUUAUACGUAAUGAGGACAAAUUACAACCUCAAAUGCAAUCUGAGCCAAAAACAAAUACUUUGGAACAAGAAGAUGAUGAGUCAAUACAUCCCGAUAUUCAACAGACAGAAGCUGCUCUGAAUACAUUAGCAGCUGCUACAACCUUAAACGAAUCUGAUCAACCUCCCAUUCCUUCGAGUUUGCUUGAUAAAUCUCCCAAUUCACAGGAUGCACAUGACCAACUUCCUCAAACACCUCCUUCUACUAUCGUUCCUAUGCCGUCGGAUCAUGAAUCACCACCUACACCAUCUCAUCCCCUUCCGCCAAUGGGUCCCAAACGUAAAGUACGAGAACUUAGACUUGAUCUACGUACUUUAGACGCGGCUGCUUUAUUUGCUUUGGAAACUUGGCGUAGAGAAGAGCUGGGUAUGGAGAAAUUGAAUAUGGAUGUACCGGAUUCAGUAUGGUAUAAAGAUCCCACCCCUUCUCCGCCACCACCACCAACAUCAUCAUUGUCGAGAAAGGGUAGACCCGGUAGACCCAGAAGAUCCCUUAUGUCAGACGCGGUCUCAUCACCGCCAAACGAAGAAGAGGGCUUAGGACUGGACUUACACAUAGGUGAAAAAACAAUGGAAGUUGAACAAUAUCACGAUGUUGACAUAGACAUGACUGAGGGAUCGAAUGAAGGCUUCGGGGAUCCGGUGAUACCUCUAUUUCCAGAGAAGGGACUAGUCAAACAUGAAAAUAGCGUCGAAAUACCUACAGCACCAAGUAUACUAGACUCGUUCAGUGCAUUAGCCCAACAAAGCUUAAUAGCAGAUAUGGAAGUCGUUCGACCAUCUCUGGAUGAAACAGCGUUGGAAGUGAUUGGAGCAGAUGCAUCCCGAGCUCAAUUCGAUGAGGGAACCACUCAAUCUGACUUGACAGUCGUGGAACCAAUUCAGCUUGAAGCCGGACCAUCUAGAUUUACAACUCCACCUGCCCCAGCAGAAUCAAUACAUUCAGCUUCCCCUGAUAUAGUGUUGAAUGACAUAUUUAACGAAAAAGAAGAUGAUGAUCCUGAUUUCAUACCUCCCCCCUCACCUCCCGCUAGACGUCAAACAAGAGCGAGGAAAUACAUCAACCCUCCAUCGGAAGUAGCUAUGGAUGUGGAAAAGAAGGGUAAACAUAAACAUAAAGCAGCAAGGGUUUCUUUCGAUCCUAACAUAAUUGAAAUACUCGAAAGGGAAAAAACAAAAACAAAAACACCGGAGGUAUUUUUACAAAGUUCAAGGAGAGGAUCGAAAUCGAAGGACGAUGGAACAAGCAAGGACGGAGAUAUAGAAGCUACGAAGGUCGAAGAAGUGGAAGAGAUGUUACAGCGUGAAGACAUACAUCCAAUCGUAUUGCUAUCUGUCUCUCCUGAACCUAUAUCUCUACCCCAAUUGCCAAACCCAUCAGCAGUUGUUACAGAGCUCAAUUCAUUGGCGAAACGACCUCGAGCUUCAGAUAUAGAAGUUUCGUCGAAGAAACCACGUAAAAGUGCGUCGAAUAAAGCAAGAUCACAGGUCGUGGUUGAAAUUCCAAGUAGGAAAGUCGAAGCAAACAGUGAUGAUGAAGAGGAAGAAUGGGGAUUCCUUAGAUCUUUCGGCUAG
This is a messenger RNA of Kwoniella shivajii, 2040 nucleotides long. RefSeq lists its product as uncharacterized. The transcript has a single exon. The record is from RefSeq and is a predicted model, not a curated record. Lineage: Eukaryota; Fungi; Basidiomycota; Tremellomycetes; Tremellales; Cryptococcaceae. Bases 1 to 2040 code for a protein of 679 amino acids.